Molecule: messenger RNA, 2699 nt
Organism: Lagopus leucura (white-tailed ptarmigan)
Lineage: Eukaryota; Metazoa; Chordata; Aves; Galliformes; Phasianidae
Gene: FOXN3
Product: forkhead box N3
Exons: 9
Coding region: 589-2055 (488 amino acids)
Biological process (GO): regulation of DNA-templated transcription
Cellular component (GO): nucleus
Molecular function (GO): cis-regulatory region sequence-specific DNA binding; DNA-binding transcription factor activity
Source: RefSeq, a predicted model, not a curated record
UUUGGUGUUUCAUGCUGUUCAGGCUCAUGGCAGUGCUCCCUUUGAACUCUGUGGUUUGUAGUUCUCACCACUUGAUCAGAAUGAAGUGGAAUGCAAUGGUUUGUCUAUACUGUGGCUCAGGAACAGUGUAUGUAACAGGACCUGUGCUGAUAUGAACCAGUUGAUGCUUGGACAUCGCUGCAUGGUCUCCCAAAGGUCUGACAUGUAUUUUGCUGAGUCCUUCCAUCAAUGAAACCUGUGCUGCCUGCUUCUAGAUGAAAGCAAAUAAUGUAAGUCCAGUUGAAAGACAAGACAGUAGCCUUUUGCAGAAAGACAAGAUGAACUGAACAGCGAGAUUCAGGUAUGCAGAAGUUGUAACCAAUAUCCUGAACCUUGCCAAAGGGAGUUCUGUUGGACAAGAGGAGAAUGAUGGCAAAAGAGUUUGGUAUAUUUUUGCUCCCACCUUCCUCUUAUGAAAGAACAGGACAUCUGUGGGAGAGUUAUCCCUGGUGGGGGACUUGAUGGAGAGUACCAACCAGUCUUUGUGUGAAAACACUCUGCACUCCUCAGCACUAACCUGUGAUCUGCAUCCUUGGAGCCUCUGCCUCAAUGGGUCCAGUCAUGCCUCCCAGCAAGAAGCCGGAGGGCUCAGGAAUCAGCGUUCCCAGCGGACUGAGCCAGCGGUACCAAGAUAGCGAUUUGUCAAAGGCACUUCACGAUGACGAGGACCUAGAUUUCUCUUUGCCUGCCAUCAGAUUAGAUAAAGGGGCCAUGGAAGAUGAAGAACUAACUAACUUGAACUGGUUACACGAGAGCAAGAAUUUGCUGAAGAGCUUUGGGGACUCGGUGUUACGAAGCGUCAGCCCCGUUCAGGACAUUGGUGAUGACACGCCUCCGUCCCCCGCCCAUUCGGACAUGCCCUACGAUGCCAAGCAGAACCCCAACUGCAAACCUCCUUACUCCUUUAGCUGCCUCAUAUUUAUGGCCAUCGAGGACUCGCCAACCAAAAGACUGCCUGUAAAGGAUAUAUACAACUGGAUUUUAGAACACUUUCCGUAUUUUGCAAACGCUCCUACUGGAUGGAAAAAUUCUGUAAGGCAUAAUCUGUCCUUGAAUAAGUGUUUUAAGAAAGUGGACAAAGACAGAAGUCAGAGUAUUGGAAAGGGGUCCUUGUGGUGUAUAGACCCAGAAUAUAGACAAAAUCUUAUUCAGGCUUUGAAAAAGACACCCUAUCACCCAUACUCGCAUGUGUUCAAUACACCUCCCACAUCUCCUCAGGCAUAUCAAAGCACAUCAGGUCCACCCAUUUGGCCAGGAAGCACCUUUUUCAAGAGAAAUGGAGCUCUUCUGCAAGAUCCUGACAUUGAUGCUGCCACUGCCAUGAUGCUUUUGAAUACUCCCCCUGAGAUACAAGCAGUUCCUCCAGGAGUGAUACAGAAUGGAGCUCGAGUUCUGAGUAGAGGAAUAUUUCCUGGAGCCAGGCCAUUGCCAAUCAGCCCUAUAGGAAGCAUGGCUGUUGCAGUAAGGAAUGGGAUAACAAACUGCCGGAUGCGGACAGAAAGCGAACAGUCUUGUGGCUCCCCCGUUGUUAGCGGCGACCCGAAGGAGGAUCACAACUACAGCAGUGCCAAAUCUUCCAACCACAGGAGCACAUCACCUGCUAGUGACUCCGUUUCCUCUUCCUCUGCUGAUGACCAGUAUGAAUUUGCAACUAAAGGUAGCCAAGACAGCAGUGAAGGAAGUGAAGUCAGCUUCCAGAGCCAUGAGAGCCAUAGUGAAACAGAAGAGGAGGACAAAAAGCAAAAUCGGAAGGAGACCAAGGAUUCUUUAGCUGACAGUGGGUAUGCAUCCCAGCACAAGAAAAGGCAACAUUUAAUGAAGGCGAAAAAAGUACCAAGUGACACACUGCCUCUUAAAAAGAGACGUACUGAAAAGCCCCCUGAGAGUGACGAUGAGGAGAUGAAAGAAGCAGCGGGAUCCCUCCUGCAUUUAGCGGGAAUCCGAUCCUGUUUGAAUAACAUCACCAAUCGGACGGCAAAGGGGCAGAAAGAGCAAAAGGAAACCACAAAAAAUUAGAACAAAUCAAUGAUUUGUUUGAACUUACAAAGUUUUGUUUCAGCACGUCAGGUGAAUUCUAAUGAUUUGUGGCAAUAUCAGCAAUUUUUCCUUUUUCGUUUUUCUUUCUAUUUGGUUUUAUUUCUUUUCUUUUUUUCUUUUUUUCCUUUUUUUUUUUUUUUUUUUUUUGGACCCUUAAGAUUUUUAUUUUUAAAGGAGAUUGAAGCCAUAGAACUCAUACUGACACUCAGCUAAUUUACAAAAGCUUUUCAUUACCCGAAGAGAAAAAGUUAACAACAAAAAAAAAGCCAAAAUCGCCAUUGCUUUCUCCGGCUUGUCAAAAAAUGCAUGGUUGAAUACGCAGUGACAUCAACAUUGUUGUGAUGGGAUAAGAUUGGGCACUUGGAAAUCUCUCUUACACUAGAAGAGAUUGCAUAAUUUAGUAGUCAUUCAGGCCUAGCCCUUAGGAAUUUUUUUAACGGCCUUACAAUUGGGAUGUGAGUGAAUGUGAAGAAAGAGAUUUGGGGGAAAGAGAAGGCGUGUACUUCUCACACCAAACCACAGACCAUCUAGUGGCACUUGGAUUCACCGUGCCGUAGAAGUCUUUGGACAGCCACUGGUGGCAGCUGCGCAUACUGUAAUGCACUUCCAGUGCGUCGUGUACG